AUGCAAGCCACCAUUAAUUCCAAUGACAGUUCGGCACCGCCGGUAACUAGCGACUUCCGCUUAUCGCAGCGAGGCGCGACCAACUUUGCCCAUCGAGAUGUUUGGGGGCCCCGAGAAAAGACCAUGGGAAACCCGUGGUCACCAAAUAAUCCGAAUGGAAUUACAGGUCCGCGUGGUUCUCGUCGUCUUCGACAUGCUGCAGCUGAGCUGUUGAACCAUCAGUUUGGUUCACGCUCCACAAUCACUUAUGAUAACAUAAUAGUUACCCCAGGAUGUGCGAGUGCUAUUGAUGCACUCGCAUUUUCCAUCUGUGAUGAGGGUGAGGGGGUCCUGAUUCCUCAGCCUUUGUACAAUGGUUUCAAUUUCGAUCUUUUGAACAGGAGUAAUGUCCAUGUCGUCGGUGUCAAGUAUGAGGGUGUUGAAGGGUACACCGGAAUUAAUGACCUUUUUCAGCCAGAGGUCAAUAAGGUUGCCUUGAAGGCUGCUCUUUCUGGGCGAGGCAGGAUGGUAUUACGAUCCGCGCACUUCUUGUUUCCAAUCCUCAUAAUCCCCUUGGGAGAUGCUAUCCCCCCCGAAACUUUAAAAGAAUUUGCUGCUUUCUGUGGUGACAACAAUUUGCACUUCAUUUCCGACGAGAUAUAUGCCUUCUCUGUGUUCUCGAACCCUGCAAUUCCAGCGGCAACUUCGUUUACUUCUGUCCUCAGUUUGGACUUGGACAAUAUCAUCGACCCAACUCGCAUGCAUGUCCUAUAUGGUGCGAGCAAAGACUUCUGUGCCAAUGGAUUGCGGAUGGGAUUCGUCUGCUCAAAAAACGAGGGUAUUAUAGGGUCGAUGUCUAGUAUUGGGAUAUUUUCCUGGUCACCGCAUGUCCUACAGGAUGCUUGGGCUGCUAUGUUGGAAGACCAGUUGUGGUUGGACAGAUUCAUGACGCAAAAAAAGGCUCGCAUGCUAAAUAGAUACCAGACAAUCAGUGGCUUUCUAUCUCAGCACGGUAUUCCAUAUUUUGAUAUGAAUGCAGGACUAUUCCUCUGGGUCGACCUUCGGCACUUGCUUGGGUCUAAAUCGUCUGUUCGGCAUUCGGACUAUGGUCCUUUGAAAGCCACGUCCCCAGAUGCCCAUUCUAACCUCAAACUCGAGCAGGAUAUAGCAGAUAUUUGCAUGAAAAACGGGGUCAUGAUCGCCCCCGGCCACGUAUAUAUGGCGGAGGAAUAUGAGCCUUUGGCGCUACAGUCCAUUGGGAUCGAUUUCGCAAAGUCAACGCCCGACGGGCAAGCUCAGCCAGGCGAAUUUUCACCCAGAUUCUACUUCAUGGAGCCCCGUUCUUUCUCAUCAUACGGAUCUCUCGGGUAUCUCACCAUUGAAAAAGCCAUUGCAGUCGCCGCCGACGAUAAAAUCGGCACACAUGUCCAGAAUGAAGUCCCCGGCAUUGAAACGUUGCAUAAGCUCCAUGCUCUUCUUUCGUGGUCGCGAUUCUUCGAAGCCGUUGCCCUUAUACUUAUGAUCGUUGCGCUGGCAACCUUUCUUCUUUCACCAUAUCUUACUCGCCUCUUAUAUCGUGGGAAGUUCUGGGGCUCCCAAGCCUGGCUUUUUGGAUUUGAAGGAUACGCAGAUUUGGAGACAAUCGAGUCUCAAAUAUUCGGUGCCCGAAUGCGUCGACUCCGCUGGAGCCCAUAUGGUUCCUCCCUAUCCCGACACGACAAGAAUGAUUCGCAUGAGUGUGUAGGACAAGACCCAAUUAAGGACCCGAUAAUUCGGACAAAAAUUGAGCAAGCGGCGAGGAACGAAGCCUCUAAUGGGAUGAGAAUCUUCACACUGGUAGAUACUAAUACGAUGACCGUUACUCUAUUCGAAGCAGCCCGACCGCCGAGUGUGCUUCUUUUGUGUGCAGUGGAGGUGGUCCUUCGUCUGGAAACGCCUGUGCUGGAGAAGAUGUCUCGAGUCUCUCGGGUCAAAUUGGGGGCUUUUAGGAAACAGGAAAGCUUCCGCUGA
Penicillium cosmopolitanum is the source of this 1989-nucleotide messenger RNA. RefSeq lists its product as uncharacterized. Gene Ontology annotation, molecular function: pyridoxal phosphate binding; transaminase activity. Bases 1 to 1989 code for a protein of 662 amino acids. The transcript is spliced from 10 exons. The record is from RefSeq and is a predicted model, not a curated record. Gene Ontology annotation, biological process: amino acid metabolic process; biosynthetic process. Lineage: Eukaryota; Fungi; Ascomycota; Eurotiomycetes; Eurotiales; Aspergillaceae.